AUGGCGCAUAUGAUGUAUUCGCAACAUCAUGCGACGAUGGCUCCCCCACAGAAACCAGAGACCUUCAUGCUGAGCAGUGAAGCACAACAGAGCCUCCCUCAAGAUGCUCAAGUAGCACUCCAACAAGUCGACAACUUAAAAUACUUUUUAAUAUCUGCUCCUGUUGAUUGGUCGGCGGAUCAAUACAUCAGACGAUUUCUCCUUCCAACUGGUGAAUACGUUUCCUGCGUGUUGUGGAACAACCUCUUUCAUAUUUCCGGUACUGACAUUGUACGAUGUCUGUCUUUUCGAUUCCAAGCUUUCGGUCGACCAGUAAAGAAUUCAAAGAAAUUCGAAGAGGGUAUCUUCUCUGAUCUGCGAAAUUUGAAAUCUGGAACCGAUGCCUCCCUUGAAGAGCCAAAGAGCGGUUUCUUAGACUUCCUAUACAAGAAUAAUUGCAUAAGAACACAAAAGAAACAAAAGGUUUUCUAUUGGUAUAGUGUGCCACACGACAGGUUAUUUUUGGAUGCUCUGGAGCGAGAUUUGAAGAGGGAGAAGAUGGGACAAGAGGCUACGACUGUAGCAGUCAAUGAACCAGCUUUGUCUUUCGAAUUCGACUCGUCGCAAUCCUUGUUUGAGCAACUCACAAAGGCUCAGCAAGCCAACUCUUCAUCAUUCUCUGCCCAGCAACCUUCAUACAAUCAAUCACAAUCAACAUCCCCAGUGAUGCGAGCGAUGGAUUCGAUGCCUCCUCCACAGAUGGUUCCUCAAGCUAUGGCUAUGCCAGAAGAGAUGAACCAAAUGGCCGCUUAUCAACAAAUGACAAUGCAGCAACAACCAAUGCAGCCACAGCAACAUCAUCAUCAACAACAAAUGCACCAAGUCAAGAGAGAGCCCGAUUUCAACCGCGUUCAAUACAACCAAAAUGGUGUCCCAAUCGGGCAAACACAUCAGCGACAUGCCUCUAUGCCUGCAUACGGAUUAGAGUACUCUCCCGCGCCCUCGUUCGUUUCAUCACACUAUGAAGAUUACAGUGCUCGUGGUAUUUCAUUUGAACCAAUUACUCCACCUCAACAAGCCCUUGGAAUGGGAGCUGAACCGGCUUAUAUUGCAAAUGAGGAAACUGGUCUCUACACAGCAAUUCCGGAUCAUAUGGGUGGUGUCAAUGGCCUGCAUACUAUGAUGCAGCUACCCCCAUCAAACUUGUCUGGUCCACAAUUUUCACAUGCCACCAGAGGUUACGGAGCAAACAAUGUCUACUCAGUGAUUGAGGGUUCGCCAACGUACAAGCAAAGAAGGCGCCGCUCGUCAAUUCCUCCAGGAGUUGCAUCAAUCGUUGCCGCUGCCGCCGCGGCUGGUCAACAUUCUCACCAAGCCCACAGGCCAUCAGAUCUACGAAGAUCGGUCUCGCACUCUGUUGGACCAGUAGCUGAAGGUGACGAGUCAGGCGAAAACUCUCCGCCUGGACUUACAUACAGUAACCAAAUUCCCCAUCAGAUGGCGCACCACAAGGAAUUAGUUGAUUUCUCCAGACAUGGAACACCCCUUUCUACCGUCGAGGAUUCUCCGCACAUGAACCCAAUGUCCUUGCAACAAUCAGACUUUCAGUUAAACAAUGAUGAUCUUGCAGGCGAUAGUCCGCUUGAUCAUUCCCCUCAACGAAGACACAUGCAAGGAGCAGGUGGAGUAGUGCGAAGAGCACGAAGCGCCACGAUGAUGGAACUUGGCCCCUAUCCCCAAAAGUCACACUCAUGCCCAAUCCCCACUUGUGGUCGUCUGUUCAAGCGUUUAGAGCAUCUUAAACGACAUGUGAGAACCCAUACACAAGAAAGACCCUACAUCUGCCCACACUGCAGCAAAGCAUUCUCCCGCUCAGACAACCUAGCACAACAUCGUCGUACACACGAUCGUGGUGAUGGAUCUGAAGGUGCCUAUGGCAACUACAGUGGUGAAGAAGAAGACUUCGAGGGUGAAGAUCACCUUGGACCCCUCGAAGACGCUUCUCCCAAUUCCGAGAAUGGUUACCUCCCACAAAGCAUGACGUCGAAUUUCAACGGCAUGCCUAUGUCAAUGGGAAUGAUGAAUCCUGGUAUGGCUGCCCCCAGUCAGCUCAUCAAUACACAUCAACUCAUGCAGCAACCGAUAUAG
Molecule: messenger RNA, 2127 nt
Organism: Botrytis fragariae
Lineage: Eukaryota; Fungi; Ascomycota; Leotiomycetes; Helotiales; Sclerotiniaceae
Product: putative transcription factor stea protein
Exons: 5
Coding region: 1-2127 (708 amino acids)
Biological process (GO): sexual reproduction; regulation of DNA-templated transcription
Cellular component (GO): Tec1p-Ste12p-Dig1p complex; Ste12p-Dig1p-Dig2p complex; nucleus
Molecular function (GO): DNA-binding transcription factor activity
Source: RefSeq, a predicted model, not a curated record